AUGAGGGAGACAAUCUACCCACGCAAAGCCUAUGGUCUCCUACUGUUCACAGGCAUACUUUCCGUUUACCUUUUGUACAGGCUGUAUCGGAAAGCUCUGCCAAAGCCUAUCCCCGGCAUCCCGUACAACCCAAAAGCUCUCGGCCGCAUCCUCGGUGACCUACCAGAGCUCGCCAGCGAGGUUUUGAAGACGGGCGACCUAGCUACUUGGUUGCAAUCCCAGGCGGACCAGCACGACUCUCCAGUAUGCCAGAUUUUCCUUCGUCCCAUGUCGCCGCCCGUGGUGAUAUUGAGCGACUUCCGCGAGAUGCAGGAUCUCUGCAUGCGGCGGAAGGAGUUCGAUCGCGGACGAAUCAUCAAAAACAUUUUUAAAGGCCCUACGCCAAACCACCAAAUUACUCUGGAACUCGGGGACGAGUGGAAAGCGCACCGACGAUUGUUGCAGGAUCUUAUGUCGCCCCCCUUUUUGCAAGACGUCGCGGCACCGGCUAUCUACUCGAACGUGACGAAUCUGAUCGACCUUUGGCAGUAUAAGACGCGUAUAGCUGACGGUAGGCCGUUUGAUGUGUCCGAAGAUAUCUUCUACGCAGCUUUGGAUGCCGUUACAGCCUUCUCGUUCGGCGGGGACUUCCCACACAACGCUACCAAACCUGUAGCAGAUCUUAUUCGAGGCCUCGAUAGCACCGAACUGAGCGAAUUGCGUGCAUCCGGGACCAUCGAUGAUCCGAUGAAAUUCCCUUCAGUGGAUUGUGACGAGGUGCUAUCGACCAUCCUUGACGUCACUAUCGCCAUCGAACGAUUACACGGCUCGCCCUGGCCUGUCUUGAAAUGGAAGGUCAUAGAAAAGUUUCCGCCAGUCAGCCGGACGAUGAAGCUCAAGAACGAGUUCAUUGUUAGGGAACUGAAUAAAGCGACGUCCAGGCAGUUGGCUAAUAGCGAUAACGACACAUGGAUGCGGUCGGCUGUGGAUCUAAUGGUGCAAAGAGAAAAGAAGAUAGCUCAAGAUGACGAAAGGGUUCCUGACUUCCUUUCGCCUACAAUGAGAGAUGAGUUAUUCGGAAUCCUUACCGGAGGUCACGAUACAACCAGCACGACGGUGUUAUGGGGUCUCAAGCUGUUAGCAGACCACUCAACGAUCCAGUCGAGGCUCCGCACCUGUAUGGAGUCAAGAUACAGUGAAGCAUCAAAAGAAGCCAGAACACCCUCUGUCCAAGAGAUUAUGCAGAUCAAUGUUCCCUACCUUGACGCCACAAUGGAGGAGAUUCUCCGUUGCUCCGGUACUGCACCAUUGGUAGAGCGAGAAGCUCUUUGCGAUACUGUUCUGCUCGGGUAUCCCAUUCCGAAAGGUACCCAGAUCUUCUGUCUCACACAGGGGUCCAGUCUUCGGAAACCGGCGUACGAGAUUGACGAGACGAGGCGGAACGAGACGUGUCGAAUUGCGGUAAAAAAUAGAGGAAGGGUCCCGGAAUGGGAUUCCGCCGACAUUGCUGACUUCAAGCCUGAGCGGUGGCUCACUUGCGCAGGCCAAUCAGAGAAGGACCAAUCUAAUGGCAUACUGACAGACGAAGGCAGGAUGAUGGUGUUUGACUCUACAGCUGGACCUCACAUUGCCUUUGGUCAGGGCAGGCGGAGUUGCUUCGGGAGGAGGCUUGCGUACGUGGAGCUGCGGAUCCUCGUGAGUUUGAUUGUGUGGAAUUUUGAGAUACUCAGGUGUCCGGAGGCACUUUGGGGGUAUGAGGGCAAGGAUGUUGUCACGCAUAAGCCGAUCAAGAAUUAUGUGCGGUUGCGGAAGGCUCAGAGGUGA
Messenger RNA from Colletotrichum godetiae, 1803 nucleotides. RefSeq names its product cytochrome P450. NCBI's taxonomy places the organism in Eukaryota, Fungi, Ascomycota, Sordariomycetes, Glomerellales, Glomerellaceae. The transcript is spliced from 2 exons. Gene Ontology annotation, molecular function: iron ion binding; monooxygenase activity; heme binding. The record is from RefSeq and is a predicted model, not a curated record. The coding region runs from base 1 to 1803 and encodes 600 amino acids.